AUGGAACGGUUAUUGAGAUCGCUAAAAUUCCGGCGGAGUACCGCGAACUCAUGGAACGUCUGGCUACCACAUAUAAGCCCUUACCGAACCCAACCCUUGUGGGUUCCAUCACGCCUGGUCGAUAAUCUCCUGCCGGACAUGUCCUCGUCGUGGAGAGACUGGUGGCGAGGACUGGACACAAAGCUCGAUCGUUUAGUAAAAGCAGAUGAUGCCGCAAUCACCAGUCAAUUACUUCAACAAGUCAAAGCCUCCACCGAAGGAACAAUGUCCCAGAUUCUCGAUAGGGUCGCGGUUACAGAUCCCGGCUUCCUGUCACUUACCCCAGCGACAAUUAACGCUGUACCCGAAAUAGUAGAUCUUCGCACAUGGGUCGAAGCAGAUGCCGUCUAUAGGGCAAAUGGGUAUAGGCUAUACAUUAAUAACCUAGAUAACUUCCAAUGUAUAGACGAGAUUGCAGACGCACCAGCCCCUCCUAUACUUUUCGUUUCCUUGAGCAACGAUAUGCUCUAUACUAGCAUUAUACAUAGUGUCCCCGGCGUUGCGGCAUAG
Messenger RNA from Penicillium paradoxum, 549 nucleotides. RefSeq lists its product as uncharacterized. The record is from RefSeq and is a predicted model, not a curated record. Lineage: Eukaryota; Fungi; Ascomycota; Eurotiomycetes; Eurotiales; Aspergillaceae. The coding region runs from base 1 to 549 and encodes 182 amino acids. The transcript has 3 exons.